Molecule: messenger RNA, 657 nt
Organism: Aspergillus thermomutatus
Lineage: Eukaryota; Fungi; Ascomycota; Eurotiomycetes; Eurotiales; Aspergillaceae
Product: 2EXR domain-containing protein
Exons: 1
Coding region: 1-657 (218 amino acids)
Source: RefSeq, a predicted model, not a curated record
AUGUCCGCAAAUUUUCACUUCUUCCCCUUGCUGCCGCCCGAGAUUCGCAUCUAUAUCUGGAAACUCUCUCUUCCCACCCACCGUGUCAUUCGCAUCACCUGUGAUCGGGGCAUUAAGCCGACUUCCCGACGCUAUGCCCGUGGCUUCCGCGCCGAUCAUCCCAAUCCCGCACAGCUAAAGGUCAACCGGGAAGCCCGCGAGGAAACCCUACGGUUGUUUGUCCCGUACUUUCGCACGGCAGUCUCGCCGCAUGCCUGCAUUUAUCUAGCACCCGAGCAGGACACCGUGCAUUUGCCGGAGGCGGUGCUGGCGUAUCUCGGUGCAGCGGAGCGCAACGCUCUUCAACGCGUGAUCAUUGAGGUUCAUGAUUUUCUACUGUUUGAGGCUUACGGGAUGGAGGAUUUGGGGUGCAUGCAGGGAUUGAAGGAGGUUGACUUGGUUGUGUCGCAGUUACCGAUGACUUCCUACCGCAUGGCAAAUCAGCAGCAACUAGAUGAUGAGUAUAUUGUUGAUGUGCUCCAAGACGCCUUUGAGGAGUAUACAAGAACUCAUCCGCAGUGGAAGAUACCUCAGGUCAGGGUUCUGUCUACUUUGGGGAAGCAGAUGGGCAGUUUCACAAUUGACCUUGGUGAUGUUGAUAUGCUAUGGCGGCAAUGA